Molecule: messenger RNA, 2064 nt
Organism: Chrysemys picta bellii (western painted turtle)
Lineage: Eukaryota; Metazoa; Chordata; Testudines; Emydidae
Source: RefSeq, a predicted model, not a curated record
UAGUACAGUGCAGGUACUCUUGGCACAGUCUAAAGUAUUGAAAAUCCAGGUAGCUUCAGGCUUGCUGUCUGAGGACAAUGGUAUAGUUCAGUGAGUACUAACCUCACACAGUGAGAAGUGUGCCUCAUACAGUGAUGUGCAGGUCCAGGUUGCUUUUCAGAGUUGUAGAUAUGUUUGCGUCUAGCUUAGAACAUUCUCACACUAAUACGAUAACACACCAGUUGUAGGUCAGUAAUGCCCUUUCUAAGUUGGCUAUCUAAACUGCAUCUUAUGUUCUUAAGAGAUUGUUAAACUGAACUAUUCUGUGCAAUGGCACAUGUGUGCCCAUUUUCCUUGGGGGAGAAGGGCAGUAUGACAGCAGUGAAAUCUGAUCCUACUUUUCUGGUUUCUUCUCUCAUAGAAACCAUGGCGAGUCCCGCGAAGGAUAAGGAUAACUAUCGAAUGAAGAGUUACAAAAACAAAGCCCUAAACCCUGAGGAAAUGCGUCGGAGAAGGGAAGAGGAGGGGAUCCAACUACGCAAACAGAAACGAGAGCAACAGCUAUUUAAAAGGAGAAAUGUGGAACUUAUUAAUGAAGAUGCUGCCAUGUUUGAUAGCCUCCUCAUGGAUUCCUAUGUCAGCACGGCCACAGCUGGGGAGGGAGUGAUCACGAGAGAGAUGGUAGAGAUGCUUUUCUCAGAGGACCCUGAUCUGCAGCUAGCGACCACCCAGAAAUUCAGGAAACUGCUCUCCAAAGAGCCGAAUCCUCCGAUAGAUGAAGUGAUAAAUACUCAGGGAGUGGUGGACAGGUUUGUUGAAUUCCUGAAGAGAAGUGAAAAUUGCACACUACAGUUUGAAGCGGCGUGGGCUUUGACGAAUAUUGCAUCAGGAACCUCCCAACAAACAAAAAUAGUCAUUGAGGCAGGGGCAGUUCCUAUCUUCAUAGAACUGUUAAACUCGGACUUUGAGGAUGUCCAGGAACAGGCUGUCUGGGCGUUGGGGAACAUCGCUGGAGACAGCUCUGUGUGUAGAGAUUAUGUUCUUAACUGCUCUAUUCUUCCUCCCUUGUUACUGCUCCUCACCAAGUCCACCAGGUUGACUAUGACUCGAAAUGCUGUCUGGGCCUUAUCAAACUUGUGCAGAGGGAAGAACCCACCACCUGAAUUUGACAAGGUGUCUCCUUGCUUGCCGGUAUUAUCCCGAUUAUUAUUCAGCAGUGACUCCGACUUGUUGGCAGAUGCCUGCUGGGCACUCUCCUACCUAUCAGAUGGCCCCAAUGAGAAAAUCCAAGCAGUAAUAGACUCCGGGGUGUGUCGGCGACUGGUAGAGCUGUUAAUGCACAAUGAUUAUAAAGUAGCUUCUCCAGCUUUGCGAGCUGUAGGCAACAUUGUGACAGGUGAUGACAUCCAGACCCAGGUGAUCCUGAACUGCUCAGCUCUGCCUUGCCUGCUUCAUUUAUUAAGCAGCCCCAAAGAGUCUAUCCGGAAGGAAGCUUGCUGGACCAUUUCUAACAUCACAGCUGGAAACAGGGCUCAGAUACAGGCAGUCAUAGAUGCAAACAUUUUCCCAGUGCUGAUAGAAAUCUUACAGAAAGCAGAAUUCCGCACAAGGAAAGAGGCAGCCUGGGCCAUCACGAAUGCGACAUCAGGAGGAACCCCAGAGCAGAUCAGGUACUUGGUAAACCUAGGCUGUAUCAAACCUCUGUGUGACCUGCUGACUGUCAUGGACUCCAAGAUUGUUCAAGUGGCCCUGAAUGGCCUGGAGAAUAUCCUGCGGCUCGGUGAGCAGGAGGCCAAGCAAAGUGGCACUGGCAUCAACCCCUACUGCAGCCUCAUUGAGGAAGCCUAUGGCUUGGAUAAAAUAGAGUUCCUGCAGAGCCAUGAGAACCAGGAAAUCUACCAGAAGGCCUUUGAUUUGAUUGAGCACUACUUUGGAGUAGAGGAUGACGACUCCAACCUGGCUCCCCAGGUAGACGAGAACCAGCAGCAAUUCAUCUUCCAGCAGCCUGAGGCCCCUAUGGAAGGCUUCCAGCUAUAAUGUGUUCAGAUGGGGAAGGACACCACAAACUUGCCAGAAAUCAACUGG